Molecule: messenger RNA, 10878 nt
Organism: Leopardus geoffroyi (Geoffroy's cat)
Lineage: Eukaryota; Metazoa; Chordata; Mammalia; Carnivora; Felidae
Gene: PPP1R10
Product: protein phosphatase 1 regulatory subunit 10
Exons: 19
Coding region: 6864-9731 (955 amino acids)
Cellular component (GO): nucleus
Molecular function (GO): metal ion binding
Source: RefSeq, a predicted model, not a curated record
UUCAUGCCUCGCGCACAAUGUCUCGCGACAAGGGCGUUUCACUAGCAUGUUUGGGCGCGUUGGGCGGCGUCCGGGUAUAAAAGACUCCGCCCGAGCAGGCAGCCGCCAUUCUGGGGUUCGUUUAGAGGUUUGAAUUUUCUCGGAGAAAGACAGGCCGGCCACGAGGAAAAAAACAAGCCGCAGCAACAUCUAAGCCCUUGAAAGGAUCCUGAGAGAGGGGGGAAAGGGAAAACCGCAGCCACCAGCCCAACCACUUGUGUCUUCUGCCCCUUCCCACCUAUCUUGCCCACCCCACCAGCCCACGCUGCAUGGGACUUGCAAUCUGUGGCCGAAGGACCGUCACCACAUAACUUCAAAAAUAAUCAACCACCCACCCUUCCCAAACCCACCCAAAUUCACUCAUCCAGCGUUUACUUUUUUGAAUCCACUCAGAACUUUUUUUCUACGAUCCCCCCUCCCUAAAUGGAGUUGGGUGGGGGGAAAAUGAAUACUGAGUUGGCCUUCGUUUUUUUAAGAGACUUUUUGAUCCAAUGAGGCCCCCCAAAUAAUUGAGUUUUGGGUCUUGGUUGGUUGUUUUAUUUUUUUUCUCCAAAAUUUGAGCCCCCUCCCCCCCUGAGCCCGAGGUGCUGACGUCGCAAAAAAAUUGGAUAGUAAGUGUCGAAUUUUCCAAAACCAGCCUUGCAACAAGAAAUCAACGUUUCCCGUUGUGAAACCAAAAAUAAUGAGAGGAAGAAAUGAGACAAUAGAACAAAAUAGAGAACUGGAGAAGGACCGAGCCGGUCACUUAAUCUCCAUUAAAAAAGGGCCUUUGGUCUAAACAGUCUUGUUCUCUCUCCCCUGCCACCUACCUUCCUGCCCUGCUGCAGGCAAGGAAAGGGUGGAGGGAGGGCCAGCAAGUGAGGAUUUUGAUGGUUAACCCUUGGUAAUCCAGCCAAUUUCCAGACUGCCAAAGCCAUAAGUGUUUGCUUUUUAUAAGGAGGAAUGGUUAACUUCCUCUUGUUAGCAGUCUUCAAAAGGGUUAAUGAGCUCACAUACAAAAGAUGGUGGAUCUUGUGGCCCAGAAGUCCCACUUCUUUGUGUGUGAGACAAGCAGGGCGCCUUUCAAUUUGCCAGAUUAAUAAGCAAUCUGUACAUAAAGAUUGCAGGGUAAGGAGAUGGGCAGAGAAAUAAUAGCUGGCUAUGACUUUAAAUGAUUGUUAAAUCCUCUCAAUUUUAAUGUAAUUUGCUUGGGAUAUAUUUGUGUGGUUAAAAUAGGUGGCAAUCUAGGAAUAAAGAUUGCAAGACACUUAAUUCAGUACAAAAAUAUAAUCUUAGUGCCAGUACAUACAAGCUAAUGGGGAGGUAAUGUUUUUAAUUGUUGCAGUUUGCGCAGGUUAUUUAAGAGGAAAAAAGUGAUUAACAUUUUAACUUGAUACGUUUUGGUGGGUGGGAAUACAGUCUAAUAGGGGGUGGAAAGGUUGGGAAAUGUGGAAUUCAGGAGUAUAAUUUUAAAAGCCAUUUAGUGCAAUUGAAUGCUAGCUUUCUAAAAGAUUUGUGUCGUUAAAAGGAAUUUUUUUCUUCCCUGCUUCAAUAUGGCGACUUUCCUUGUCCUUUUGUCUUCAAAGCGGUGUUGCAGGUUGUGUCUUGGCCCAUUUUUCUCCUGUCCUCCCACCUCAACCCUAUUUGUUGAGAGGGGUCCAAGUCCUCCCCCUUUCCCUUUAUAGGGAGGAUGGGGGUGGUCGAUGGUAGCAGGUUGAACCUCAAUUGCAAAUUCAAUUCUUCCCCACAGAAAAAUGUUCUUUUAAAUAUUUUAAUUGGUUUUAUUUUCACAACUCUUUUACUCAAAUUAGGUUAAAGACCAUUCAGGGUGGGUGGCUGGUUUGGGGUAUUUUACUGAGAAGGGUUGUUUUCUAAUGUAACUAGCUGCCGGCAGAGCCGGGAUAGCUUUUUUAAGUUUUCCUCUUCUCCAUUACAAAAUGGCGUCGUCCCUGCUUCUUUGUUGUUUUUUCUCCCCCUUUUGCCAUCCAGAGCUUAGGGCCGCCCUAGAAACUUGGUCAAGGGGGAGGAGCAGCAUGGAAAGGUGAUGUAAUCAGCUUUCUUCCUCUCCACCCUCUUGAAACUCCACCCCUGAGCAGAUGCUUUCUGGACUCCCUGUGCACGCUGCUGCUAGACAGGAAAAGACAUUUUCUGUAUUUUCUUUAGAGUAUCUUUUAUAUUCUUAAGAGGGAAGAGCUUAUAGGGAUUAGAUAGGGAUUAGGUCUUGAAGUUGUCCAUCUCCUGGGCAGCUCUAGUUUUUAUAUUUAACAAUCAAAGCCUGUUGCUUUUAUUUUCAUCUUCCUUCACUCAUCACAACAGCUUGGAAAUUUUCCCCGCUUCAGUUGCCAGGGGUGGAAAACCAGUCAAACCAACUAUACUUUAAGACUGGGAGCCUUCUGGUGGUGUGUGUGUGUGUGUGUGUGUGUGUGUGUGUGUGUGUGUGUGUGAGCUGUGUGCAUGUAUGUAUGUAGGUGUGGCGUGGUGUGGGGGAUACUGGGGAAAGGAGAACUUGUGGAAGUGACUUGGAUAGACAAGUGGGGCCUAAUACUGAAAUGUGCCCUUUCUGUCCAGGAACCAGUCCUUGGUCCUGCAUUUGGUCGCUUUGUAUAAUGAGACGGGGGAGGGUGGGUACCUGAGGACUUUUAAAUCACCCUUAUUCCCUUAUCCCACCUCUGGGUUUGGGGAUAAACUCUUUGUGUUCAGUGCUGUGUCACGUUCUCCAGUUGCUUAGCUCCUGUACAUUGGUACUAGGAUGAGAAGUGAAUAGGAAAGGAAGCGGCAGUUGUAAACUCAAGGCAGGGGGAUGCAAGCUACGGUGUCUGGUAAGCAAAACCUUUCUGGUAUUACAUUUCACAACCUUCAUUUCUUUUUUCCAAAGAGCCACCCUUUUUGAAUUUCUUUUUCCUUCCCUUUAGAAAGAAAUUCCUUAAAAACAUUAAUGGGAAAAUAAUGUCUUCAUUUUUCAACUUGUGCAGUGCUUUAGCAGUUGGUGCAUGUUCAAAGCCAUGCCCUAUCUGAGGGUGGUAUUGGGUAUCCUGUUCCUUAUCUAUCUUCCUCCAACUUUUUCAGUCAAAUCUUUGUCCAACUCUCCAUAUACUUUUCAUUUUUUAAAGUCCUGCCUUGAAGCGUGGAGUUUCUAGGCAAAAUUGGAAAGCCCUUUUGAACAGCUGUCCUGUGGUGACUUGGUGAGACUUCAGGGCUAAUUUUCUGUUGGGUACUGAUUCUCCAAUUAGUGCUUAAACUUCUGGAUUGGGUGGGAGGGACUCUUCCACAUGUCUAUUGACCACAAGUUUUUUAUCUUUUAAGCAGUUUGCCAUGUGCCUCUGCAGCAUACCUUCCUUGGGAGCUGAACAUUCUACCCAUUGGGGUUCCUGAUCUCUAGUGAACAGGGGAUUAAUAAAGAAGAUCUUCCUUAACAUGGGAAAUAGGGAAACCACAUCCAUCCAGAGAACCUUGGAGAACCUGAUCCUUGUAGUUUGUGGCCAGAGUUAUUUUCUGGGAUACUUUGCUGGCAGGUGGGGGGUGAUUUUACAUCCUUACUGAAAGGCAAAUAAGGUUUCCGGGAGAUCACUGUAUCAGGUUUUCAAAAGAAGUUUAAGGGGUAGGGGCUUAUGCUUAGGAGAGGUAAGACCUUGUACAUCACCCAAGAGACCUAAUUCAGUUCACUGAGUCCUAUUAGGAAAUACCUCAAACACCAAGGAAAGGAAGGGUGGGGGGAGUGUAAGAGGUCAGGUACAAAACAUUUUCAUUUCCAGAAGUGCUAAGACUUCUCUAAGUCAAGGUAAACUCAGACUCCUUCCUUGUUAUGAGUGUUGUGAUUGUCUUUAGAAGGGCUCUGAUUUGCAUAGGGUUUUUGUCCUGAACCAAUUAAGUUCUUUUUUCUUGGUGAUGGGUAUGGAAUAAUUUUCGCCAAGCUAGAUAUUUUUCACCUUGUUAACUGAGUAACCCUCAAGGAAAACUCAUUUCAGAGGCAGGAGUUGGUGUCACUUAAGGACUUUUUAAGUUUCUGGUAAGAAAGGUAGAAAACUUCCCAGUGCCUUGUGUCAGUAGUGCUCAUCUCUGCUUGCAAAUAUCCUCCAUAAGAAGGAAUGCACAACUUAGGAGAAGGUGGAGAUAAGGCUGGGGUUAUUUCCCUCUCCCCGCCUCUUAUUCUGUAUGUUCUAUCUUGGAGGAAAUUAACAUGUCAUGCCCUAGAUUAUUUUUGGUUCCAGAAAGCUUCCUCAAGCAUUCAUUCCAAGCUCCAGAUAUGGCUAGGUAAUGUUGACACUUAGUUAUUGUCCCUCCUUCCCUGUUCAACUCCUUUGCCUUUUCCACUGUAGGCCUGUGCCAGGAAUUUAGGCUCUUCAUUUCUUUCCACUUGAGUGCCUUGUAGCUUCUUUCAGAAUGUACUGACUUUGAAGUAAGGAAAUUUGGUUGUAAGACAUUUGGAGUCCUUAAUUUUAGUGAAAACUAAUUUGCCUAUAGGAAAACCAUGAGAAAACCCAUUUACAUAUUCUCACAAUUGGCACUUAGGAGACAAAACUUAGUUUUUGUUAAUUAUACUUCCAAAUUAUAAACAGGAAUAACAAUGGUGGAAACCUAAUAUUUACUAUAUCUGCUUUGUCUUCUAGCUUCCCCUGAUUAUUCUUGCUUUUUAUGAAUGGGAAUGAAAAAGUUGUCCCUGGUUCCCAUUUCCAGCAGAAGGCACUGGACAGAAUUUAGCUUUGCACUCAUUGAUCUCUUUCCUGGGGAUGGUUAUUCUUUUCUCUCUCACCCUCUUAAGUGAAGGAACAUUUGAGCUCAGGUGACACUUUUUUUGUUUCUGAAGGAAGUAGGGGGAGCAGUCCUGUUGAUUUAGCUCGGACUUGGAUAUGCCAAAGGUAGUUCUCCAAGGCGAUGUAUAGCCUACUCUUGGUUUGAAUCAUUGGGAUCAGCUGUAUUUGGCUGGAAGGGGUGUGGGGGGGGGGGUAGGUAGCACUGGUUUAAAGUGUUACUUAAUUGAAGGCUUUUGUCAAAUUGUGUAUAUUUUGGUUGAUGAUAUGUAUUACUUUGGAUUCACUCAUUGCUUUUUUAGUCCCCAACAAAUGGGAAGUCGGUUUAUAUAUCCCAUUGUGUCUGUGUAUCUCUUGGUAUAGUAGUGUCUAUGGAUCACUUUAUAUGGUGUCUUACUACAUGGGAAAAAAUGCCUUUAUCUCCAUGUCUGCCUCUAAGAAUCAUCACAUUUCAGUGGAUUUGGCUCAUGGGCUUCUAAUCUUAUCCAGUAUUCUACUUCAGUGUUUUUUUCUCUGACCUCAGGUUCUACCUGUCUUUGUGGAGGUUCCAGGGCAGCAACAACAACAGCACAGUUAACCCAGAGUUGCUCACCUCUCGGAAUUUCUUACCUUAUCUCCUCUCUAUUCAGCCCACAGGUUAUGAUCUCAAGAACCAGCCUCUUCCCUGCUUCUGCUGCUUCUUCCUUAGGUUGUUAGGACCUAUCUUAUUUAGAAAUUUGUUGGCCUUUUUGUUGAGAGGACUAAAAGGUUGAGAUUGUUAUGCUUUUUGAUUUGUCUGAGAACAUAUAGAAUGACUUUAUGUUAUUUUAUAAGAAACUUGUUCUCUUUCCUGCACAAAGUUCAGUCAUCGUUGUAAAACACUGAUUUUCCCACCCUUCUACCUAGAUUCUGUCUGUUAUCUGUGCUAGAAGCAGGAGGCAAGAAGUUGUUCUUGCCUCCUUUCUACCCAAUGUUAACCUUAUAUUCCAAAUGCAAGUAUUACUGAGGUGGCUUUCUUUUUUGGUUCUCAGAAGUUGAUAUUUAGAGGUAUUGUGGAUAAAAAUCCCAAUCAGAGCCACAUUGAUUCAAGAUUAUCUUGGGUUCUGGCCUAGAAAUUGCUUCACAUUUCAUCCCAUAACAGAGUUUAGCUUUUAAUGAGCUCCUUUUCUAACCUGAUCUAAAGUAGCUACUUAAGAAUUUAAUGGCAUUUUUCCAGCUUCUAGCUCUACUCCAUUCUUUUUGCCUCUGUGGUUUCUAAUUUCAGGCCUUUCUUGAAGAUCUUGGAUGGUGGUGUGAUUUUGGAGAGGAGUAGUGCUCAGAUUUGUGUCUUUGCUUUUGAAAUCACAAAGCAGUCUUUCUCUUGACUUUAAAACAAUAAAAACAUGUACAGUAUUUGGUUAAUGAAUGACAGUUCUAUUCAAGACUGAGGAGUGCCAGCUUGAUAUCUUUUAUGUCCAUUUGUCUCCAUUUCUGGGAGCUCCCCUCAACUCUCUUGAGGGAAAGGUUGUGUUGUCAAGUUUUAUAUCACCUGCCAUUUUAGCUGAUUUUCUCCUGAUGCAAGCAGAGCUCAUCCUACCACUUGAGGUGAUUAUGGCUAAAUAAGACUAAGAUAAAAAGGAACCGACUAAUCUUAGAAGACAUUUAGCCCUGUCCAAGAUUUGCCCAGUUCUUAUCAAACUACAGGUUUUUUUCAGGACAAAUUUAUCAGCUGCUAAGUAGAAACAGGAACAAACUAAGCAAAAAUGCCUUGGAAUGUUGAGUGUUUUGUUAAGGCACUUGUUUUUUAGCUGUAAUACAAUUUAGUGAAGUUAGCUAUCUAGAAAGGAUGUAACUGGGAGGAAGAGAGAAAGGUGUACUGCCCAGUCCAUUGUCUUCCCAUUCAGUCCUGUAUUAGUACCAUGCUUAACUUGCCAGGGCUUUUUUUCUCAGUGGUGUGAUGGUCUGUGUUGAUUUUUUCAUAUCUAGAAAAUGGUGAGAGUAGUUGAAUAUAGAUUGAAUAAUUAGUCACAGAAUUUUGUCACAUAUAGAAGUGGAAGUUAUUAGAGGGCAUAGUGGGACUGUCCUUGCCACCCACUUAUUCUGUGGGUUUGCUUUGUCCUUGUCUUAGAAACCUCGAUCAUGGGUUCGGGUCCCAUAGAUCCCAAAGAGCUUCUCAAGGGCCUGGAUAGCUUCCUUAACCGAGAUGGGGAAGUCAAGAGUGUGGAUGGCAUUUCCAAGAUCUUCAGUCUUAUGAAGGAAGCACGAAAGAUGGUGAGUCGAUGCACUUACUUGAACAUUCUCCUGCAGACCCAGUCACCAGAAAUAUUGGUCAAGUUUAUUGAUGUUGGUGGCUACAAGCUUCUUAACAAUUGGCUGACCUAUUCAAAGACAACCAACAACAUUCCCCUCUUGCAGCAAAUUCUGCUGACCCUGCAGCACCUACCACUCACUGUGGACCACCUCAAGCAGAACAACACGGCCAAACUGGUGAAGCAACUGAGCAAGUCAAGUGAGGAUGAAGAGCUCCGGAAAUUGGCUUCAGUCCUUGUCAGUGACUGGAUGGCUGUCAUCCGCUCCCAGAGCAGUACCCAGCCUGCUGAGAAAGAUAAAAAAAAACGUAAAGAAGAGGGGAAGAGUCGAACCACCCCUCCUGAGCGACCCUUGACUGAGGUGAAGGCUGAGACCCGCGCUGAGGAGGCCCCAGAGAAGAAGAAGGAGAAGCCCAAGUCUCUCCGAACCACAGCACCCAGUCAUGCCAAGUUCCGUUCCACUGGGCUAGAGCUGGAGACCCCAUCUUUGGUGCCUGUGAAGAAGAAUGCCAGUGCAGUGGUGGUUUCUGACAAGUACAACCUUAAACCCAUCCCCCUCAAGCGUCAGAGCACCACAGUUGCUCCAGGAGAUGCUGCCCCUCCUGCAGAGAAGAAAUACAAGCCACUGAACACCACACCAAAUGCCACCAAAGAGAUCAAAGUGAAGAUCAUCCCACCACAGCCUAUGGAAGGCCUGGGCUUUCUGGAUGCGCUCAAUUCAGCCCCUGUUCCAGGCAUCAAAAUUAAGAAGAAGAAGAAGGUGUUGUCACCUACAGCUGCCAAGCCAAGCCCGUUUGAAGGGAAAACGAGCACAGAACCAAGCACAGCCAAGCCUUCUUCCCCAGAACCAGCACCUCCUUGUGAGCCUAUGGACACAGACCGCCCAGGAACCCCAGUUCCCCCUGUUGAAGUCCCAGAGCUCAUGGAUACAGCUUCUUUAGAGCCAGGAGCACUGGAUGCAAAGCCAGUGGAGAGUCCUGGAGAUCCUAGCCAGCUGACCCGGAAAGGCAGGAAGAGGAAGACUGUGACAUGGCCUGAGGAGGGCAAACUGAGGGAAUAUUUCUAUUUUGAACUGGAUGAAACUGAACGAGUAAAUGUGAAUAAGAUCAAGGACUUUGGUGAGGCAGCUAAACGAGAGAUACUGUCAGACCGACAUGCAUUUGAGACGGCCCGUCGUCUGAGCCAUGACAAUAUGGAGGAGAAGGUUCCCUGGGUGUGCCCGCGACCCCUGGUUCUACCCUCACCUCUUGUCACCCCUGGAAGCAAUAGCCAGGAGCGAUACAUCCAGGCUGAGAGGGAGAAAGGAAUCCUUCAGGAGCUCUUCCUGAACAAGGAAAGUCCUCAUGAGCCUGAUCCUGAGCCCUAUGAUCCUGUACCCCCGAAGCUCAUCCCCCUAGAUGAGGAGUGUUCUAUGGAUGAGACCCCAUAUAUUGAGACCCUGGAGCCCGGGGGAGCUGGUGGCUCACCUGAUGGGGCAGGUGGCUCCAAGUUGCCUCCUGUCCUGGCCAAUCUCAUGGGAAGCAUGGGUGCUGGAAAGAGCCCCCAGGGUCCUGGAGGAGGGGGCAUCAAUGUCCAAGAGAUCCUCACCUCCAUCAUGGGUAGCCCAAAUAGUCAUCCCUCAGAGGAACUGCUAAAGCAACCAGACUAUUCAGACAAGAUCAAGCAGAUGCUGGUGCCACAUGGAUUAUUAGGCCCUGGUCCAAUAGCCAAUGGUUUCCCACCAGGAGGCCCUGGUGGCCCCAAGGCCAUGCAGCACUUCCCCCCUGGACCUGGGGGACCUAUGCCAGGUCCUCACGGAGGCCCCGGUGGGCCAGUGGGUCCACGUCUCUUGGGUCCCCCACCCCCUCCACGAGGGGGUGAUCCCUUCUGGGAUGGCCCGGGUGACCCCAUGCGGGGUGGCCCAAUGCGGGGGGGUCCAGGACCAGGUCCUGGACCGUACCAUAGAGGCCGUGGUGGCCGAGGAGGAAAUGAACCUCCUCCUCCUCCUCCCUUCCGAGGGGCCAGAGGAGGUCGCUCUGGAGGAGGACCCCCAAAUGGAAGAGGGGGCCCUGGUGGGGGCAUGGUUGGAGGUGGUGGGCAUCGUCCUCAUGAAGGCCCUGGUGGGGGCAUGAGCAGCAGCAGUGGCCAUCGUCCCCAUGAAGGCCCUGGCAGUGUCAUGGGUGGUGGGCAUCGCCCCCACGAAGGCCCUGGUGGUAGCAUGGGUGGAGGUGGGGGACAUCGUCCCCAUGAAGGCCCUGGCGGUGGCAUGGGCAGUGGCAGUGGACAUCGUCCCCAUGAAGGCCCUGGCAGUGGCAUGGGCGGAGGCAGUGGACAUCGUCCCCAUGAAGGCCCUGGUGGAGGCAUGGGUGCUGGUGGCGGACAUCGCCCCCAUGAAGGCCCUGGUGGGAGCAUGGGUGGAAGCAGUGGACAUCGCCCCCAUGAAGGUCCUGGACAUGGAGGGCCCCAUGGCCACCGGCCUCAUGAUGUCCCUGGUCACCGAGGCCAUGACCAUCGAGGGCCACCGCCUCAUGAGCACCGUGGCCAUGAUGGCCCUGGCCAUGGAGGAGGGGGCCACCGAGGGCAUGAUGGAGGCCACAGCCAUGGAGGAGACAUGUCAAACCGCCCUGUUUGCCGACAUUUCAUGAUGAAGGGCAACUGCCGCUAUGAGAACAACUGUGCCUUCUACCACCCGGGUGUCAACGGGCCCCCCCUGCCCUAGGGACCACCUCCUCUGCCCCACCCACACACACCCCUGUGGACUGCAGCCUUGCUCCUUCUACCCUGUUAUGGCUUCUGUGAGGCCCACUUUUCCCCUUUCCCCAGCUGAUGAGGAGCCGGCCCCCUCAGUUCCCACCUGCUUGGGUUUCUGGGGGUUUUCGAUCACUGGUGCGUAUUGAUGUACAUAUUUUCCUCCAGUCUGGGGAGGAGAGACUGGAUACAUUCUGUACCCUGGACUGCUGAAGAGAAGACCCAGUUGGCUUCAUUUUUUGAGAUUUGCCCUAUAACCCCAAAUCCCUUUCCAGUAUUGCCCUUAAUGCCUGAGAACCUAAAGCUGGUUAUCCUGGAGAACACCUCUACUCUCCUAUUGUGGGUCCUCCACAUGCACACAGAACUGACAUGGGAUCAGCUGCACUUAUGAAAUCAUCCCAGCCAAGUUCAUUAUUCCUCAUGGGGAUGGGGAGAUGGUAAAAGGGGUAUUAUAUAUCCCACUGCACUGAGAGGGCUCAAUUAGGCUGGAUUUGAGUUCUGGAAAAUAUCAUCCCCACUUCUGCCCUGACACAGGCUUUACAUUAAGUCCUUUCUCAAGACUUUGCAACCUUCUGUGAACACCCAAGUCUGCAUCAUGGGUCUGUUAGGUUCAGUGAUGGCCAAUUCACAUCUGCAUCCAGUGGAAGUUUUAGCUGGUAUAGGUGAGGCUGCUGGUGUUGGUCCACCCUUGCCUACAACUCAUUCUGGAAACUUUGUAAAACACUUCAGUGAGACCAGCUUUUCAUCAACUUGCCCAGCACGCUGGGCCUGACAGUCACACUACAUGCACUGCCUUCAGGAGUUGGCGCACUCUUUGCCCCCACCAGGAACCUUGUUGGUGUGAGGCCUCUGGCUCCCUUGCCCUGUCAGCCACCUCUGAAUCCCACCAGGUGCCUUCCUGGGUGGGUGCAACAAGCUGACUUGCCCUUCCCCAGCCCUCUCCUUCACAUGUCUCGGCAUCAGUUGUUUUCUGUGAAAACAGUGGAUUGGUUGGCUUUUGUGCAGGGUCUUGGGUUAGAGCCACAAUGGAUUUGAGGGAUGAGAUUUUCUUUUUUCUUUUGGUUUUGUAUAUUUUGUACAUUAAUAAUAAACAGUGGAAAGAGAAGCAGCUUAUUUAA